AUGGAAGGCAGAAGAUGUCUACUUUCAGCAGCAUACACAGACACCAAAUUAUGGGGGGAGAGAGAAAAAGAUCAUCAAAAUCUGGCAUUGAUGGCCGCCUUGAUGGACAGGAUUUAUGACCGAAACUUCCCUGUCAGCUCUCUGACAGUAUCACGGUUUGUUGACAACAUAUCAUCAAGAGAAGAGGUUGAUCAAGCAGAGUACUAUCUUUAUAAAUUUCGCCAUAGCCCAAACUGUUGGUACCUCAGAGACUGGACCGUCCACAGCUGGGUGAGACAGUGUCUCAGAUACGGGGCCAGAGACAAGGCCUUACACACCCUGAAGAACAAGGUGCAAUAUGGAAUGUUCACAGAUGAUUUCACGUUUAACCUGCUGAUAGAUUCCUUCAUUAAAGAUGAAGAUUCUGUAGGUGCCUGUUCUGUCGUGGAAGAGGUGAUGCUUCAGGAGUCUUUUGAUCUCCCAUCAACACAGAUCCUGUCCAUGUAUGCACUGAACAGUUACCUAGCAACCAAACCAGAGCUCAGUGUCUCAGAGCAGAGGUCUCUGGGAGCAGCACUGCUGAUAUGUGGUCUGAAGCAGGACAAUUCUACAGGCCUCAGCGCUCAACUGUUGGGUUGUGCUCUGCUAGGUAAGGUGGAGAUGGCGGUUGGGAUCCAUGCUGUGUUCAGGGGCAUGCCUCUGAUGUGGACACCAGGGUAUCUGGGCCGGGCCCUGGCCAUUAUGGAGAGGGUAGCUGCCACUCCUGGAGAUAGGAAACUAUCAAAGGACACCGUUGAUUACCUGGGGGGCCUGCUACAUGACCUCUCCUCUUCCUUGGACUCCAAGUCCUCUUCUGUUGAGGACGAGUUAGGAGGAGAGGAGGAAGGGAAGAAGGAAGAGGAGGAUGAAGAUGAAGACGACCAGGCAGAGAGAGAAAAACUACCGCUCUAUGCCAGCAGGUUCAAGGAGCUGAGUGGGCAGCUCCAGUCUGGGGGUAAGGUGGACCCUAGUCCCCUGCAGCUGCUGGUCUCCAGCCUGGUCCAGCAGGGCCUGGCCUCAGCAGAGGGCCCUGACAUGGAGCAGUACCAGAGGAAGGUACGGGAGUGGGAGGCAGAGAGGCAGCAGCUCAUCAGAAGAGAGAAGGAGAUGAGGGAAAGGGCUGAGGAAGAGAGAGAGGCCCGUCAGGCAGCCAAGGCAGCCGCACAAUAGCGCUGAACACACAGCUGGAUGGUGUUCAUGGUGCAUUCCUUGCAGUGUAUGCCACCACAAAGCAUCAAUACAUAGUACUGGUACUUUUUCAUAACCUGUGGGGUCUCUACAUCGUCUGCAGUGAAACAUACAUGAAAAGUGAGGGUGGUUUUUGACAAGAUGUCAACUCCCCAUGAUAGAAGUUUGUCUGUAUUAAAUUAUCAUGAUCAACAAAUAAUGAUGAUUCUUGACUUGCUUUAUACUCAAAUAUGAACAUAUCAGAGAGCUUAGUUGUAGUUACAUGCAUUGUUACACAUAAGACUCGUAACCUCUAUUUCAUCCUUUCAUUUGUUUUCUUGAGAUUUCUAAGUUUUCUUCGAAAAUAUGUUGUAUUUCCUGUUGUGGACAGCAACUUGAUGUUUUUGGUCUAGCUCCAGUCUCGUAAUUGUUAAGCCUGAUGGCCACUAUGACCUCAUGUAAGCAGAAAAGGAGGAAAGCGGGGGAAAUCAUG
Oncorhynchus keta (chum salmon) is the source of this 1678-nucleotide messenger RNA. Its product is annotated as 28S ribosomal protein S27, mitochondrial-like. Gene Ontology annotation, cellular component: mitochondrion. NCBI's taxonomy places the organism in Eukaryota, Metazoa, Chordata, Actinopteri, Salmoniformes, Salmonidae. The record is from RefSeq and is a predicted model, not a curated record. The transcript has 11 exons. The coding region runs from base 1 to 1188 and encodes 395 amino acids.